Messenger RNA from Triticum turgidum subsp. durum (durum wheat), 1320 nucleotides. Lineage: Eukaryota; Viridiplantae; Streptophyta; Magnoliopsida; Poales; Poaceae. The record is from the annotation of a GenBank genome assembly.
AUGAGUGAUAAAAAGGUUUUACAACAGUUCUUAGGAAUUGUAAACUAUGCGAGAAACUACAUAGACAACUUAGCAAAGUUAGCAGGACCUUUGUAUGCUAAAUUAAGGGAAAAUGGUCAAAAAUACUUCAAUUCCGAAGAUAUAAAAUUAGUAAAGGCCAUCAAGGAAAAGGUCAAGAAUUUAAAACCCCUAGAAUUGCCUCUAGAAGACAAUUAUUUUGUAAUUGAGACAGAUGCAUCUAAGGUAGGAUGGGGUGCGAUACUAAAACAAAACCCCAAUAAAUACUCCCCAAAAGCAGAUGAAAAAAUAUGCAGAUAUGCUUCGGGAAGUUAUAAAUUAAAGACGGUAAAUAAUAUUGAUAGGGAAAUCCUUGCAGUUGUAAAUGCAAUAAAUGCGUUUAGGCUAUAUCUAGGAUUUAAAGAAUUUACAGUGCAAACAUACUGUGAAGCUAUAUGUCGAUAUUACAAUAAAAUUAAUAAAAUGAGGAAAGGAUUAUUCGCCAACAAGGAUGAAUAUCUCUUCUUUGGAGAAGAAAAUAGGCUGAAAAUGUUUCAGCCAAAUACAUUCAAUUUCAAGCCAAAACCCCAUAUCAAGCUUGAUGAAGCUCAAAGAUGCAUAUUGGAUAAUUUCUGGUUCCAAUAUACUCUCAAGAGAGAGGGAAAAGGAUAUUUUUUAUCAAUUCUCAAUAGUUUGGCAGAAUAUUUUAAUGCAUUAAACAAAAAUUUGCCAAAGCCAGAAAAGAUUGAAAUACCAAAAGGAGAAACAAUAUAUCUUAUAUCUGAUGGAAAUAAACCUGGCAUAUAUUUGGAAUGGGAAAAUAUAAUGAUUGAAAAAAUAGAUGCAAAAAGGAAAGGACAAGAUUUAACAUUCAAAAGAUAUUAUAAUAUAGAUGAUGCCUUAUUCUGGGCAAGAAAGGUAUUUGGACCAGAUUAUUAUAUUGACCCAAAGGUUAAAGACUAUAUUCAAAUGAAAAGAGGCAUACCUGCUUCACCAACUCCCACAAAGGGGGAGGCAUCAAGCUCUAAAAAUAUAAAGAAUGAAGAGCCUCCAAAAUAUAAGACAUAUCAAGAAUGCCUUGUAAAGGGGCUUGACCCUUUAGACAGUGAAUACAUAGAUCAAGAAAUGGAUAAAAUAUUUGAAGAAUUUUCAAAAAUAAUAAAGAAAGAAUUGAAAGAAGAAAUAUUAAAAGAAUUAAGGCAUGAAAUGGACGAAAAAUUUGAAGAAAUAAAGAAAGAAUGCGAUCAAAAAUAUGAUUUCAGUCUGUUAAACGAUGAUGAUGAUCAUAUGGACAUAGCAGGGCACGGGCAGCGACCUGAAUAA